GCUCCGCAACCUAAACUCCAAUCUGGACAUACUCGCCAUGGUCAAUAUAGUAAAACGAAUGCGCAAGCUGCGUGAGCUAUUAUGGAUACGAGUCGGACCAGGCGCCCUCAUACUGCCAAAGGAGGUGACGAAGAUCAGCAUGGAGUUCAACACAAAAAUAAUCGGAGGACAUCGAGGGGCACGGAAGUUCUGGCGCGAAAUGCUCCCCCGAAUAAAAUACCGCAACCCUGCGCUUCCUAUCCAAAUCUCGCGGCAUAGCGAUCCCUCCGGACCCUCUCUCCUGCACAUUUACAUGUCCGCGAACCCGGGCUCGCAACCCGCAGCUACCUCCUCGCCCGCGACUACCGAAACCUCCACUCCUCCAUCGGGCACACCUAAUCCCCGCAAUACACUCACUCCAGACACGUCCACGCCGACGCACUCGAUUGACAUCAAAAUGAAAGGCGAGUCGGAGAUACUGGAUCAGCUGAUUGAGAAGACGGGCGCAGUGGUGAUCCAACCCACGCCACAGGAGCUGGGGGAGCUGGAAGAGAUCAAGGAGUUUAAGGAGCGGGCGGAGAAGGAUAGGGUGGAUGUGCGCGAGAAGCUGAUGAAGGAGCGGAGAGAGGAGGAACUCCUGCGGCUAGCAAGGGGUGAGGCUGCUGCUGCUACGUAGUCUGCGCGGGGAUUGGGAGGGUGACGGUUUGCGUUGGAGGCAUGCCUAGUGUAUGAUACUUGUAUCUAGGGUGGGUAGGUGGGUUAAGA
Molecule: messenger RNA, 744 nt
Organism: Trematosphaeria pertusa
Lineage: Eukaryota; Fungi; Ascomycota; Dothideomycetes; Pleosporales; Trematosphaeriaceae
Exons: 3
Coding region: 38-655 (205 amino acids)
Cellular component (GO): mitochondrion
Molecular function (GO): structural constituent of ribosome
Source: RefSeq, a predicted model, not a curated record